Messenger RNA from Cucumis melo (muskmelon), 2382 nucleotides. RefSeq names its product polyadenylate-binding protein 3-like. Gene Ontology annotation, molecular function: RNA binding. The record is from RefSeq and is a predicted model, not a curated record. The transcript has 5 exons. Lineage: Eukaryota; Viridiplantae; Streptophyta; Magnoliopsida; Cucurbitales; Cucurbitaceae. The coding region runs from base 1811 to 2200 and encodes 129 amino acids.
UUGAAGGAGAUGGAGGAGGAAGCAGCUGCUCUUCGCGAAAUGCAAGCCAAGGUAGAAAAGGAAAUGGGCGCCGUUCAAGAUCCUGCUGGUUCGGCUGUAAGUCAAGAAAGCAAAGAAGAGGCAGAUUCGCGAUCUGUAUUUGUUGGCAACGGUCAUUCAUUUUACCCGAAGUUCUCAGUAUUUGCUCUGGGAUGAUUGCAAUAUAAUUCUAUUAGGAAAAUUACUUAUUGUGUCAUUAAGAUUGUAUUCAAGCAGUAAAAGAAAGAAAAUUUAUGUGUGUUUGAAACAAAUUGAAGGAAAAAAAGAUCAAAAUAAAAGAAAAGAAGUUUCUCUUGUUUACAGAAAAGAGAAAAAAGAAAAAGAAAGAGAAAGAGAAAAAGAAAUAUUAAAAAAAAGAGAGUAUAAGAUGGAAAAGAAACCUUUAUAAUUGAUAGGGGGAAACUGAGUGACCGAAAAAAGGAAGAGGAAAAGGAAUGUGAAGAUUGGGAAAACGACAUUGGUCGAUUUAGUUCAUUUGAUCCAAAAAAGUAUACAUUAUUGUGAACUUAGGUAAGGAUGGAUGGAAAUGUGAACUAAAGAAGCUUCAACUUCAAUUCAUGAGGGCAUGAUCACGUCAAUGGAGACAAAUCAUUUGCAUGCAAUGUUAGUUGCAGAGCAUUGUUGCUGCUGGGAAUGAUGGUAAUGGUAACUUUUGCUUCAUAAAUGAGGGCUAUUUAACUGUCCUUAUGGGGGUACAUAAUUUUUCUUUUCUUGUGGCUUUGAUAUCGAUAUCUUGGUUCUAUUAUCUCCCUCACAGGUAUUGCGUGCUGAAAAUUUGUCACUGGCUGAAAAUUUGUCACUGGCAACUAUCUAUCCUCAGUAGAUCAGUUUCUGUUCCUUGAAUAGCUUUAGCACAAUUUAUUUUUCCCCUUCCUUUUAAUUUUAUUUUGCGAGGCUUUACCUUCUUAGUGCCUUGUACUUUAAGAGUAUCUGGCUUUUGUCUGUGCUUCAAAUGAGUAGCCUAUCUAUGCGCAGAAGAGAUAUUGAGUAUUCAUUUAUGGCACUUAGCAGCAGUCCUUCAUGUGGUUUAGGACGUAUGGCAGUUACCAAUGAGUGAUUUCCUCGACUUUAGUGUCAAUUAAAUCACAACUUGAGGUGGUGGAGAGUUUUCAGUAGUAGUUAGGAUAUUUUUAUGAUAUAUGGAGAUGGGAGAUGAGAAUUGCUCAUAAAGUUUAUCAUAUCCGAAAGAGAUAUGCUUGGUGCAAAUGAACUAUGUAUUUCUAGAAGUGGACACUGGACAGUGCUUGAGGGGAAGUGCUAAUUACUAGACAUACACUAAAAUUAACUUUCAUAAAUCAUAAUAUCACUACACAUUUAUGGAUGACAGACAAGUCACAGGCAGAUGUUAAAAUGUUGAUUGCUUAAGUUUUUGUCUUAGUUGCCUUCUUUUCAAGUGGCCAAAUAAUAGAGUUGGGAUUGGCAUGAGUCAUGAUGCAUACGGAAAUAUAUUUUUUUAAAAAAAUGUUUGACAUGACCAUCGAUUACUGAUGUUGGAGUAAAUAUCCUACACCGAUUCCGUAACUUUUCUGUUGCUCUAGGAGCAGUUCACAAAGAUUGGUUCAUCUUCUUUUCUAGUUUUUAACUUUUAAGAUAAAGGAUCACAUAGUCCAUCAGGUUAAAGGAGAAUCAAUCAACGUGUUUGAGCUGUUUAUUAGUUUUGAGUGCAAUAAAAUAUUCAUACUUUUUAAGUUGGUCCUCUUUGGUAUUAUACUGCUAUUGUUUCCAUGCUUUGCUUAUGAUUUAGUUUGUGUUUGAUUAAAUAACAUUUAAGAUGGAAUUGGACUUGCAGGUUGAUUAUGCGUGUACACCUGAAGAAGUGCAGCAGCAUUUCCAAUCUUGUGGUACUGUCAACAGGGUUACUAUUCUCACGGAUAAAUUUGGUCAUCCCAAGGGCUUUGCUUAUGUGGAGUUUGUUGAAGCCGAAGCUGUUCAGGAGGCACUUCUUUUAAACGAGACAGAGUUGCAUGGAAGACAAUUGAAGGUUCAACAAAAGCGAACAAAUGUUCCCGGUAUGAAGCAGUAUUUUCCCCAGCGUUACAAUCCUUACAUGGGCUAUCGAUCCAGGAGGCCUUACGUGCCCCCUUAUUUUUACUCACCAUAUGGAGGAUAUGGGAAAACACCCCGGUUCCGAAGGCCCAUGCGAUACAUGCCAUACUACUAGGAGGGGCUUUGCCCAUAAUUCAAUUACGUUGUGAUACUAUAUGUACGUAUUGUACGAUUUUACUGUGGUUUAGAGCCAAUAGAACUAUGGAUUUGAUUAUCUUCAGCUUUUUUUUGUUGCAAUUACAUCAAACGAUCUAAUGUAAGAGAGAUGAUAAUAGUUCAUCAGGAACCUAUUUAUCA